AUGCAUCGCUCCUGGAGGAGGGUCGCUCAGUUCGGUGAAUUGUUUGUUGGACAACGAGUAGCGAGUGAACUUGUCACAUCCGACCUGAUCAUACUGGACAAUGUAGAUGUUGUCAUGGCCAUCGAAGCAACUGGCGACAAAACUAUUGCCAUUGUCAGUAUUGACAAGCAUCUCAGUGGCCAGCGUCUGGACGUUGAAUGA
This is a messenger RNA of Acytostelium subglobosum LB1, 201 nucleotides long. RefSeq lists its product as hypothetical. Lineage: Eukaryota; Evosea; Eumycetozoa; Acytosteliales; Acytosteliaceae. The transcript has a single exon. Bases 1 to 201 code for a protein of 66 amino acids. The record is from RefSeq and is a predicted model, not a curated record.